Molecule: messenger RNA, 1209 nt
Organism: Erigeron canadensis
Lineage: Eukaryota; Viridiplantae; Streptophyta; Magnoliopsida; Asterales; Asteraceae
Product: sec-independent protein translocase protein TATB, chloroplastic-like
Exons: 5
Coding region: 24-932 (302 amino acids)
Biological process (GO): protein transport by the Tat complex
Cellular component (GO): membrane
Source: RefSeq, a predicted model, not a curated record
AAAUCACUACUACACCAAACCAUAUGGCUUCAGCUAUCUUCAAUCCUCCAUAUAUAUCUAACCCCCCUUCACCUAAAAAUCUUAAAAAAUCCCAAAUUUUUGCUUCCUCAUCAAUUUCACAUAUUUCAUGCCUUAAAAACCCAUCUAUUCAUCUGGGUUUAUCUCCAUUUUCUCAUUGGAGUGGUCUCAAGAAACAUGGGUUUUCAAUUUCACUACAAUCUUUGAAACUAGAAAAGAGAAAGAAAUGUAAAGGGAAGAAUGGUGUUUUUGCAUCUUUAUUUGGAGUUGGGGCUCCAGAAGCUUUAGUUAUCGGAGUGGUGGCCUUGUUGGUUUUCGGGCCUAAAGGUCUUGCAGAGGUUGCCAAGAAUUUGGGAAAAACUUUGCGUGAAUUUCAGCCAACAAUCAGAGAACUUCAGGAAGUUUCAAGGGAAUUCAAGAGCACCCUUGAAAAAGAGAUUGGUCUCGAUGAGCUAAAUAAUCCAGUUCAAGGGAAUUACACUUCCAACACUGUUAGACCGUCCUCAACCCAGGUUCCUCCUGAUACCCAACAGAAUUCCCAGUUAACAGUAAUCCCGCCUGCUGCCACCACAGAAGACUCUCAAGUCACUUCAACGACGCCUACUGGUAGCCCAGAGGACCCUCAGGAAACAGCAACAAGUUCUGCUGUCACCCCAGAGGAUAAUCAGGAAAUAGCAACGACUUCUGCUGUCACCUCAGAGGAUACUCAGGAAACUACAGCAACAUCAGCUGUUACCGUAGAGGAUUCUCAGACUACAGUUGACACUUCAAAUGGGUCUCCUGACACCAAGUUUUAUACGAGCGAAGACCUCUUGAAGAUCACAGAAGAGCAGCUGAAAGCACUUGCUUCACAACAGCAAGAAGAGCAGUCCUCAUCUCCUACAACUUCCGAGAAACCCAAUAGUGACAUUUGAAAUUUGGAAGGAAAGACCAGUUUUGAUCGGAAGAUUUCAAUGAGGUACUUGACCUUGUAGCAUCAACUGAGCUCUGCAAUUCUUAGGUUGUGAGUUCGAGCGUCUUUAGAUGUGUGGGUUUUAGCUUAUCCGCUGUCUAAAGAAACAAGGUAGGAAGUUAGGUAAAAACCUGUGUAAGAUUUGUUUGGUGUAAACCAGCACAAUGUUGUACAUUUACCUGAAUCUUAUAGUUCAUGUCAUAUAAGUAUAUAUGUAAGUUGUAUUUCCACUUCUGUAA